Molecule: messenger RNA, 4530 nt
Organism: Diplodia corticola
Lineage: Eukaryota; Fungi; Ascomycota; Dothideomycetes; Botryosphaeriales; Botryosphaeriaceae
Product: mfs allantoate protein
Exons: 4
Coding region: 1-4530 (1509 amino acids)
Source: RefSeq, a predicted model, not a curated record
AUGGCGGCGCCGCAGUGCCAGGCGCUGCACCUGUCCGACGAGACGCGCUGCACCGCGCCCGCCACCAACGCCAACGGCCUGUUCUGUCACUUCCACUCGCGCCAGGUCUACGGCCUCUACAAGGGCUACAAGCGCCGCAAUGCCGCCCUGGACCACCUCGCCGCCCAUCCGCCGCCCUUUCUCGCCGCCCAAGAAGCCGCAUCGAUCCCGCUCACCCGCAUCAACUUCUCGUCCGUGUCGUCCGAAGACGAGCUGCGCGCCCUGCACGACCACCUCUUCGAGCGCCACGCCCUGCUCGACCGCGUCAUCCGCGCCCGCAAGCUGCACCACUCGCGCUUCUACGCCCUGACCCUCGACUACGGCCACCAGCGCUACCUCGACGCCCUGGCCUCGCAGAAACACGCCGUGCUGCGCGCCCUCGAGCGCCUCGAGCGCCGCACCGCCGACGUGCUAUACGAGAAGCAGAAGUGGUUCAAGUGGGUGCGCCAGCUCGAGGACGAGGAGGAGAUGCAGCGCGACCAGGAGAAGAAGAAGGUCAAGCAGGAGGCCCAGCUGCUGAAGCGCCACUGGAAGGAGCUCGAGGCCCGCAUGCGCGAGCUGCGCGUGCGUGAGGAGCGCCGCAGGCAGGACGAGUACCUGGACAAGGCCUGGGAGGAGCGCGCCAAGGCAGACGCCGACGACGCCGAUGACGAGGACUGGGAUCCCAUCGAGGACUCGGUCGAGGACGAGCGCGGCAACUACAUCGACCUGCUGCGUCUCUUCCUGUGGCAGGAGACGGCCCGCGACGCGCUGAAGGCCGAAGACCAGCCAGAGACAAAGCCGGCCGAGGCCGAAGCCAAGCCCGAAGCCGAGCCCGUCGAGAAGGCUGCCGAUGCGCCCAAGAGCAAGGCCGCAAAGAAGCGGGCGAGGCAGAAGGCUGCCAAGGCCAACGACCCCCCGCAAGAGCUGCCCAAGCCUGGCGAGGUCCACGUCGAGAACAGAGCUGACGUGCGCCGCCGGCUCCGCGAGGGCCAGAAGAUGGAGCGCGGGCCCGGCUGGAAGCUGCGUGGCACUGUCGAGAACCCUGCUGCCAUCGAGGACCGCAUGCCGCCCGUGCCCGACAGCGAGAUUGACGUGCUGCUCUCCCAGAUCACCGAGGUCAAGCAGCUCCUCUUCUGCCGCCUCGUGCUUGGCCAUGCCGCCCUUCUCCCAAUCGCCCUCCGCUCCAACACCAUCGACGAGUUCCUUGCUGACCCCGGAGUUACCAACGUCGACCUGCGUGACCUCUGCCUCGAGAUGGAACAGCCUGGAUUGCAACAGCUCCGCGACGCCUGUGCCGACUUGGACCGCGGCUAUGACGAAGAGGACGACAGAGAGACCGACACCAAGACAACCCGCUCACGUGGCGACCACCGUUAUGCCCUGGUCCGACCCGCAAUCCCGCGUAUCUACCAAACCAAGCGCGAAAAGGCGCUGAAGGACGCGCGCCAGAAGACGUUCGGCGCCGAGGCAGGCACCUUUGUCGACUUUGGCGACAUCGACGAUCGGGGCCAGUACAACAUCAGGAAAAUCCGGGUCAAGGUCUGCGGCAAGUACAUCUACAACUACCCGAGCGAGAAGGCCAUGUCGCGCGGAGGCUGGUUGCAGUUCUCGAUAAUAGCGAAGGACUGUGCCCUGUUUAAUGCCGUCGGCUUGUGUCGGAACUGGGACGAGUUCUUUGAGCUUAGCAUCCUGGCCACCUACCAGUAUUUCCCCUCCGGGAACUGGGCUGCCUGGGUCGGCGAUCAGAUGCGCCAACAGGUGCUUCAGCUGGCUUUUGGAAAGGGCUUUAUCCCGUACUUCCAGAUGGAGCUGGCUGACAGGUACACAAUGCACCACCAAACCGGAUCUCGCAGCCACUACGGUCGUCAGCACCAGAUCAUGGAGUCGCGCAACUUCAUCUGCGCCUGUCUGAAGCGCAACGAUCCCGUCUCACGCCGCUUCAUCCAAUACCUCGUCAUGCAAGCCAACGCCAUGGUCGCUCUGGUCCGUGAUGUGAAGGACGGCAAGAUCCUGGCCAAGCCGCCCGACACCGAGCUCUGGCUGGUCCGCCAAAAGUCGGGCUUGGGCCGCGCCUCUCGCAACGAGUGGAACGUGAUAAAGUCAGUCGGGCCCGCCUUUUUCGAGGACAUGGACAGGCAGCGCCAGUGGCACUUCAACUUCAAGGAGUACUUUGACGUCAUCAUCUGGGACCUCGAGCCCGGUCUUCACUUCUCCCACCUCUACAACGCCGUGCAGACGGCCCUCAUCAAAGCCCACCGCUUCCGGUGCGGCCUCGAUCUGUACAAGCCCUCGGAGCACAUCCUGAAGACCAUCACGCGCGACAAGGAGACGCAGCGCACCCGAGACAUCAAGCCCGGCGAGGAGGGCAAGGUGCCAAGCAUAUGGGACGACAUCAACAGUGACACCAACCGAGUCAAGUUCUUCACCGACGAUGCAGAAACAGCCGAGGAGCUCUCCGACGACAUGCCCCGGGAGUGGAGAUACAGCGAGGCGGAUAGGCUCGAAGAUGAGAUCCUCUUCCCGUGGGAGCACAAGGCGGGCAGGCUCACAGAACUGAAGGAAAGCGGCGAAGACGGCGGAGAGAACGAAGACGAGGAGCUUCUGGCCACGCAUGGAAGGAUGCAUGACUUUGAGAACCUUGGCCCUUCCUUGAAGCGGUUCGCAUACGACCUUGACACGGACGAAGAGCUGGGCGGCGACUGCGACUCCCUCUGCGAAUCCGACUGUUCGGGCAUGCACGACGGCGACGAGUCGGACGUGGAUUGGUACAGCGAUGAUUACGACUCUGAGCUUGACGACAGUGAUUAUGAUUCUGAACUCGACGGCGAGGGUUGGGAGGAUGAAGAUGGGCCAGCCGACGACGAUGCUGACGGCGGUAGAAACCCUAUGAGCUUGACGACGACGCCUGCGAAGGACGAACUUGCAGAUAUUCUCGAGGGCACUUCUCCCAUGAAAGCUCUGCUGGAUCAUCUUCAACUUGCACUCCCAGCCUCGGAGAAGGAGGAAGCGGAGAAGUUCAAAGAAGCUGCCAAAGCGUACGGUUACCCGGGUGCUUCCGACUGGGAGGAGCUGUCGAGUAACGUCCGGCAAGCCAGGCCUGCUACCCAAGCCGACUUCAUGGAGAUGUGUGCAGCUGUCAUAGAUGUGGUGAUACCAGAAACCAGAGAAAAGACCGAAGAAGCUUCGGACGCUAAGGCGUUGGCGAAGAAGCCCAAGAAGGAGAAGAAGCUCACCAAGAACCAGCAGAAAGAGCAGGCCAUGGAGGCAUUCCGGGACGACUGGGCGAUCCACAUGGAUCGUGAGCGCGCUGCCUGCUUCAAAGAAUGCUGGCACCGGGCCGACCUCGAGCCGGGCGCCCAGGAGCGCUGGACCGAAUACACGCGCCUGAUGUCGGCAUUCGAUAAAUGGGAUAGCCCGGGCAGGCGGCUGCGAACAACGGCGCAGAUGCUGGAGCGGGCCAGGGGUACCAUAAAGCUACUCGAAGACCUAGGCAUCGAAGCGAGCUGCCAUCGCCGAAUCAAGCGCGACAUGCACCGUGCGUGGACGCUGACUUCCAUGUUCUUCGGUGACGCGGCCGCCUUCUUCAACUCGGAGACGGGUUUGUCGUUCAAGAGGUCGCUGCUACUGAACCAGGAGGAGCGCGCCAAGCACCCGCCCGACGUGCGCUCGCCGCACUCGAACAAGACGCGUCCGAAGGAGCACUGGAAGGAAUGGGACGGCGUGGGCAAGACCAAGGAAGGCCGCCGCAACGUCAUUGAGCACUACCCGGAACACUGGAACCUGGUCGUGCGCCCGACGCUCGCCCAUCUCUACCGUGAAGGCGUCAUCUGCCCGUCGUAUGUCCGCACCCCCAAACACCAAUCCCCCACCAAAAAGACUAUACUGCACAACUACCCCAUUCUCAUCACCGCCCCCAACAGAUACUGGCCGACGGGCAACGGGCCCGCCGUCUCGCUCACCGAGCCCGACCGCCCGGGCAAGCCCGACGUCUACUUCGACUGGCGCCUCUCCAUCCAGCAGAUCAACCUCCCGCCGACGCUGCAGGACCCGUUCUCGCGCCCGCCGCUCCUCGACCACGCCCGAGGCUUCGCAAAAGACAACCCGGGCGCGCUCUUCACCGUCCUGCGGGUCUGGUCUGCGCCGCACUUCUUUCCGCUCAUGCUCGGCCACGACAACCGCGACAACACGUCCUUCGCCGACGGCGUCGGCCGCAUGUGGGAGUGGAAGUUCAUCCCCAAGGACAUGCCGUUCAGCGAGUGGAGCAUGCACCAGAGCGCGCGCCAGCGCAUCGAGCCGUACCGCGACAGCUUCUUCGGCGACAGUGUCGUGUGUCGGAAGGACAUGUUCCUCGUCAUGGCGAGGGACCGCAAGGAGUGCAUCAGGCUGACCAGGGCGGCUGUGUGGGCGGUCAACACGAGGCCGUGGCGCCUGGAGGUGGAUCCGUGGAAGAGUUGGUUUGGGGUGGGGUUGGAGUUCCUGGAAGGGUUGGAGGAAAGGUGGUGGAUUUGA